UCUCGCCGCGGCAGGGGCGGCGCAGGGUCCCCCAGAGCAGGGCGGGCCGUGGCUCGGGAGCGGCGGGCACAUCACGAGCUGGCGGGGCCGGGUUUCCCCCAGGUGGCGCGGGCUGUGCCCGGCUUCGCAGGCUCCCCGCGCCCGGCCCCCGCGCUGCUUGGAGCCCCAGCGGCGCGUUGGCGCUCAGGCACAGGGUUUGGCCUGCAGGCUCGGCUGCGCGUCCGGGCUGGCUGUUGCACUUUUUUGUAACCUCGUGCACAUUGCUGUCAUUUCCUCGUUUGUAAAAAUGGGCUUGAUAAUACCUGCCUGGGGGUGGAAGGAAUGGUGUGCCUGACUGCGGAGCUGUGCCUGCGCCUGGUGUUCGCCGUGCUUCGUAGUUGUGGGAACCGGGGACUGUCGUCACUGCCUGAAUUUUGACAGCAACCAGGUACACUGGCCAAGGCCUGCCCUCUGGCCGGACAGGCAAACCUCUGCUCCAGUAAGAGUCUCCCUAGGCGGAGCCCUGAGCUGCUUUCAGAGCCGACUGCCAAGUGGACGGGAAUUAAAGCGUGACUCCCAUUCAGGACAAACAGACCUAAAGUUCCGGUCAGAUGAGACUGGGGUUUCCCAUCCUGAAUUAGAAAAAGCAAGUCAUUAAGCCUGGGCCCUGACUGGUCUUCAUGAGAGAAAAAAGAGAUGGAAACUUUCAAAUCUGGGGUUAAAAAGAGGGUCCUUCCCACAUGGAUGACAGCCCCGGUGGCCGAGAAGAGAAAGGUUCCGGUAAAGACCCCGAAGGGGAGGAGACCGGCAGCAAUGCCAGCGGCUGCUGCAGCAAGACUUCCUGCCGUGAGGACUGUGUACUGCAUGAGCGAGGCCGAAAUGGUGGAUGUGGCUCUGGGCAUCCUGAUUGAGGCCCGGAAACAGGAAGAGCCCGCGGAGCCACCAACUCUGGCUGGUGCUGAUAAGCCGGAAGGGUCCCCGACCCCCUCGGCGUCGUCCCCAAGCUCUCCUGGCAGCAGAAGCGAGGACGAGGACAGUGGGAAGGACGCCCCUCCUCCAGGCCUCAGCCCCCCUCAGGGGCCCACAGGGUCACACUCUGCCCGCAGUGGAAGCUCUGAGGACGACGAGGACGCGUUCAAGUAUGUCAGGGAAAUAUUUUUCAGCUAAAGGGACCGGCUUCCCAGGACUUUCUACCCGGAGCACUGAAGGAAGCCGGCUUCCCCUCCCUGCUGGGGCCUGCGGCUGCUCCUCUCGCUCCUCCCUGGGCGCUCCUCCUCGGAGGGCAGGGUCACCUCCGAGGGGAGCUGCCGUGCUGAGUGUGUGGAAGUGAGGAAUCUAAGUGAGCUUCAGUCAGAGUCUGUCUGUGCUGUGCCUUCUCUGCCCGGAGGCUGUGGUUUUAUUGCCUUUCCAAGUCCAGGGAAAAUAUGGACAUAGUGGCCAAACUGAUUGGAACUGAAGAGCCAACUUAAUAAUUUUCAAAGGAAAAGAGGCACGGCUGCUAAGUGCACUGGAGUUCCCAUGGUCUGGUCUGCGUGGUCUCUCUCUAAGGAGGAAGCUGUUCUGAACCCGGUUCCUGUCCCUCCCAGAGUCCCUGGGGAGGGGAGGGAGGGGCGGCAGAUGCUCUGUCCACAGUUCUCUGCUCUGUGUGGGAUCUUGAAGCUCAGUGUGCAGAUCGGAAGCCCUCCCCUGGCCGGCCACCUUGCUGCCCCGACGAGGCUCAGCCUCAGUCCCUCGGCAGUUGUAAAGCGAGCGUGGGACAGGAGCCCUGCGGACACCCUAAAGAGGAGAUCACACCGGAGUCCCCAUUUCUGACUCUAUUCAGCAUGGGUUUGGACAGGCAGAGUGACACAGUCAUUUGCUGUAUAGGGUUUUCCAAUACACAGGUGCUGAAAAAUACAAACAGUCCCCCAGCGUU
Messenger RNA from Suricata suricatta (meerkat), 1894 nucleotides. It is a transcript of the gene CYREN, whose product is annotated as cell cycle regulator of NHEJ. Gene Ontology annotation, cellular component: cytoplasm; nucleus. The record is from RefSeq and is a predicted model, not a curated record. Gene Ontology annotation, biological process: double-strand break repair via nonhomologous end joining; negative regulation of double-strand break repair via nonhomologous end joining. The coding region runs from base 676 to 1146 and encodes 156 amino acids. NCBI's taxonomy places the organism in Eukaryota, Metazoa, Chordata, Mammalia, Carnivora, Herpestidae. The transcript is spliced from 5 exons.